AUGGAUCAAAAGGCCCAGAAAUCUUCUCUUCGGAAAGAUUCUGAUAAGUCAGAAAAACGUACUAAGAGUAUAAGAAGUUUGAAAACAAUCUCCCGUCUGGAUUCCAAAGAAGAACAUUUUAAGCCAAAAGAGGAGCGGAAGUCAAUUGCAAAAACAGAAAUCUCUAAAACAGAUGAGGCGUCCGAUGUUUUGGAUGGUAAUGCUCAUAGAAAAAGGACAAUAUCUAAAGAUAUUGAUGAUUUAACUGAUCAUCGGCUUUCAAGGCUAAGACACUCAAGAAUGGAUAUCGAACGGCAAAGUACAGCAUCGAGGAAGAAAGGUGGGCCAAAAUCAGUAGCAGCACACAGUGCCGCCUCUAUAAUAUCUUCAGGUUCCGCUGUAUCCCUUGAUCUGGAUGUGGUAACGCUGAUGGUGCCGGAGACAGCUCAGAAAAUUGCUCACUGUCAGAUCGGCAAGGACUUGUUUGUGGAUAAAACUUGGUGCAUGGUGAAAAAGAAGGAUUUGUUGGAGGAUAUUGCCAUUGAAGACGCUAAUUCUCCGUUCUUUCACUUGACCCAGAAACUCUUGGAGUACAAGUCAGAUGAACUCCUGAUAGGCUAUGAGCCGUUUGCGUCCGAGCCGAACCAAUUCAUGCUCUGCGUGACGGAGACUGGUCGAGACGAGGUGUUGGCUAAACUGGAGGAGAUGAAGACAUCCUACCUUCAGCGUAUCCAACAGAGCAAGGAAGUAAAGCCUAGAAAGUGGAACUCCCUUGGUAGUGAAGAGUUUGUUGAUCAUUUCCAGAUCAAAAACACAAGAAAGCUGAUUAGUCUGGAAUGGAUUGGCGACAUCAGAAAACGUAUAGAAAAGCCUCCGAUAUUUGAAGACUGUGACCCGGACGACAUGAAGAAUGGAUACACCUGCCUGGUGCCCUCUGAUAAAGAGAAGUUUGAGCUUGUCUAUAGGAAAACUCAGGAAACUGGAGUUCAGGCUGUGGCAUAUCAAGCAGAAGCAGAGGUACAGACAGAGCCAGAAAUUCCGACCAACGCCAGCACUCAGUAUGCACCAGAAACUGAAAUAUCACUACCGGACACGGCAGUUACUCAGGCCUCCAUCAAGUCUCAGGACUUGGACGAGUUCUUCAAAAAGUAUAAGGACUAUUUGAUAGAAUGCCUCGAGUACAACGAGGUGUACGACUUGUACCAUGACGACUACCCAGCGCUGUACGUGGCCGGAGAGCAGACACAGGUACAACAACUCGGCACGUACCAUCAGUACCAGAGCUUCACGGAUGUGGCUGCCAUACAGGGGAAACUGGUCGUGAGCAGCUGUUGGCAUCCGAACUACACAGGGAUUGUGGCGAUUGCUUAUGCCAAUGAGAUACCUUGCCUCAUGAAGGAGUUGGAGUUUGACAGCGACCAGACUGACUACGAGGAGGAGAAGACUGACGGGGAAGAGGAGGGGGGAGAAGAACCGGAGUUGGGAGCCGGUGCACGUGAUUGGCUCCUGGAGGAACGGAGGGAGAAAGAGAGCACAGGAGAAAACACGGAACUGUUUGAAAAAGCUGUCCGGAGACUUAAGGAUAUUGAGGCAGCAAAGGGUGUUUGGGAUGCCAAAAUUCAAGAGGAGACUGAGGAAGUUCGGAAAUCUAUGGACGAUACGCAAGAAACAGAUUUGUUUGCCAAUUUGCUAAAAUACAGAGAAUACAAGGAACCUGAACCAGAGCCUGACGAUAGUGCAACUUCACGGAAGUCGGUCGAGCAUGGUGAGGGUGAGAAGGGGGAAGGGGGAGAAGGAGAAGAAGGUAACGAGGGUGGAGAAGAAGAAGAUACACAGCAAGUGUCCGAAGAGGAAGUGUCACCGAAGUCUAGUAGGAUGACAUUUCGACAGCAACUAGAGGCUGAUAUUGAGGAAAGCUACGAGGGACAACACGUUACCUCAGAAGUUUCUUCAGCAUCUGGCGCGAAUGAUUUCUUCAUCCCAGCAAGUGAGAGCUCGACAACGAGAACAAACGCGGCUCACGCGACAGUAGCGUCACGGCAACCUUCUCUUCCUUUGAGGACAUCAAGAAACACUAUAGGGUCUAUAUCUUCUACCCGUAAACAAGCGCAUCAUCGCAAGAAACAGAGACAGCACACUGCCACAGGCAGGACCCAUUCUGGGAGAGAAAUAGAAAGCUCAACUCCUAAAUCUUCUGUGGAUUCUUCAUCCAUGGAAUCAAAAAUAUUGGAGACAGGUAAAGAGAAAGAUCCCUACCCAGAUUCGGAGUUCUUUGAUGAAGUUACUGAUGAAGAAGAGAUAAAAGAGAAACAGGAUGAACUUCCUCUUCUUGAGGUUAACAAUCCUGUCUUGAUUUGGAGCUUUGUGGAUGACCUGACUCCAAAGCUACGUCUGGACAGUCCAUACGAAGUGAGAGUCGUAUCCUUCAGCAAACACAACGGGAACCUGAUUGCCGGAGGGACGUCCAGUGGUCAAGUAGUCCUGUGGGAUAUAACGGGACGCAUCGAGGAGCUGGAGAAACCCGAGAGUCUGACACAGAACCAGCAAAUGUUCCGGAAGAGGAUGGAAGACUUGAUGAGUUGGAGACGAGAUGUGCGUUCCAAGAGAAGAGUUCGUUUCACAGCCAUCAGCAGUCAAAAGGAUUCCCACUUGGAGAAGAUUUCCGACCUAGCUUGGGUCACCCCCACCACUGUGGUGACAGAUAAUUUGGAAAUUUUAAAGAACCCAUCCACCGACUCCCUGCAAUUAAUUACCUGCAGCGUUUUCGGCAACUUGCACGUUUGGGACCUGAAAACCGAGCCUGGAAAAGGAGACCAUAGGAAAGUGCCGCAGAUUUUCAAAACGAAAGAAAGGUUCGGCCGUCCAGCCUCAUUGGACAUGGGUUUGUCCCCGUAUUACAAACUGAACCGUUUUUGGAAACCAAUAUGUAAAAUGACAAUAAUGUACAAGAGCAUGCCAGUGCUGCUAACAGGGUUCAACCAAGCUGCGGCGGCACUUCCAGGGAAAUACGUCAGAGUUACACCUAGACAGCCGGGCGUUAAGGAAAUGCUUGAGGACCGGAUAGAAUAUAAAGCAGUUUACCCGGAGGUGGACGAUAUUCCUCAUGCAAUGUAUGUGUGCAACUUGUUUGGGCAAGCAGGCACUGUUGUGUGGGAACCGACACAGGCUAAAACACCUGAAAAUAUGGAGAGUGUCAUGAAUGUGUACCACUACUGGGAUUCCUACCACGACAGACCCAUCACUCGACUGUCUAAGCAUCCAUUCAUUCCUUCAGUGUGCCUGACAGUCGGAGGACAUGUGUUUGCCAUCUGGCAUAUCGAGAAUAAGGAAGAACCGAUAUUGGUGAAGCGAUAUUAUGACGUUUACAUCACAGACGGAUCAUGGUCAUCACUCAGACCAUCCCUGAUGAGGAUCGCGCGGAGUGACGGAGUUGUAGAGAUUUGGGACUUGAUCAUACAGAAUCACGCUCCUGCGACCACCAUCGUAGUCUCUGGCCGGGUGAUCACAAACAUUUCACCACCCCUACUGCCUGAAGUAAGAGGUCUGCUAGGAGUGGCUGACUAUAACUCUGCUUUCUGUCUCUUCUACAUCCCUCAACAGUUCAGAAUGUGGACAGAAAAUGAGCUCGAUAGACUCACAAAAUUCAUCAGCCGUGAACCCGAGAGGAGAGAGAAAAUGAAGGAAUGGUCAAAGUGGUGGAGGGAAAACAACGUGAACUUGGAUCGAGAAGAGAGAAAACAGGCUGAGGAGCAAAAGAAACUUGACGAAGAAGUGAGACUUGAAAAGGAGAAACAGGAAGAGGCUAGAAAGAAAUACAAUGAAGAAGUCUACAAGUGGUAUAUGAGGAGAAGAGGAAAAGCGUUCAUGAGAGUUGAAGAGGCCGAUGACAAAUGGAGAGAGAAACAAGAAGAACAUAUGCAUGAGAUGGUAAUGGCCAAAAAGAAGAUCGACCGAGCUGAAAUGGAGCUUCUUAUGAGACCUAUUGUUCGAGAGGAGAAGAACGAAGCUCUGAAACACGCGAAGGCUCAAGAGAGGCUUAAGCAGGCUGACACAAUAUUUAAACAAACCGUUGAACUUAUCUUUCCUAAGGCUUCCAAGGUUAUCGAAGUUAAAUCUGAAGAACAAGAUACGCUUAGUGAUCAGGUGUCGAAACUUGUGGAUUACUAUUUUGGGGACAAUUUUGAUCAGCUAGCGGCAGAACAAGCGGAAUUCGUAGAAAGAAGCCCUUGGCAGUUUGAGUUUGAAUGGUCGGAACUGCUGGAGAAGUACAACGCAUUGAGGAUGCUCUUUAACGAUAGACGUCGUAAAAGAAGUAAAACUUUGAGAUGGUUGAGGAAAAAGCUUAGAGAAGAACUGUUGAAAGAAGGAAGGAAAGUUCACGUCAGAAAAAGCCACAUGGCUCGAUAUCCCAAGAGGAAAAUCAGAAGGAGACAAGAAAACUUGGCGUGGCUGCAACAUACUUACGGGGACGACUAUAACAUCUACUGGGACAAACACAUACCCUGUAGAAGAUUUAUGGAUCGCAAGUUCCGGUUGGCUUCGGUGGACGACAUCGAUGGUUCAUUCUUGGGAGAACUUUCAGAGCCUGACGUUGAGGAUGAAGAGUUGCCUCAAAUCUUUGAGGAAGGCAAGGUCUUGAGCAGUUUAGAAAUGAUAACUGAAAUCGGCAUUGAAAAUAUUCCAGAAGAAACUUUUGCUGCGGAUUUGGACACCGCUUUGUUGACUUUGGAGAGCCGAUCUUCGUUGGGAGUGAAGACUAUACCUUCGCUGCUUUCAAAAUCUAGAAAAUCACAAGAAUCGUUAGGAGCUGAGAUGUCUUCGGCUGUGACUGCUGAAAAAGAUGCUGAACACCUAACAGUACCUGGCAUGCAGUCACCGCAAGAAGAUUCUGAUUUCAGUGGAGAAUUUGAAGAUCUUGAUGAAACCUCUUCACUUGUCGAUAAUCUACAGCAAGAGUUAGACUACAUACGACAGCCGAAGAAGACAAACACGGUCAAGGAAAAGAGAACGUACACUACUCAAAAACAAGGCGUUUCUCAGGGAGUGAAAGUCAGGUUCGAGGAAUCUUCUUCAGAAGAUUUGCUUGCUGACUCAGUUGACGGUGACAGUGAAGUUGAAAGGAUAGUAAGUGCAGCAGAGGUUAUGGUUGAAGAGGAAGAGAAAGAUCAAGUGGAAGAUGACGAUAAUGAAGAGUUGAGUACAGACAUUGAAAAACCUGAUGAAGAGAUUUGAAGUUAAACUGUGUGGCAAUGAAGGUGGAGAGUAAUAAUAUAGUUUGCACUUAUUUUGUUAAUGAUUAGUUUUGUUUGUUUUUUCAAUAA
Molecule: messenger RNA, 5300 nt
Organism: Macrosteles quadrilineatus (aster leafhopper)
Lineage: Eukaryota; Metazoa; Arthropoda; Insecta; Hemiptera; Cicadellidae
Exons: 26
Coding region: 1-5211 (1736 amino acids)
Biological process (GO): cilium movement involved in cell motility; inner dynein arm assembly
Cellular component (GO): inner dynein arm
Molecular function (GO): dynein heavy chain binding; dynein light chain binding
Source: RefSeq, a predicted model, not a curated record